Messenger RNA from Momordica charantia (bitter melon), 957 nucleotides. RefSeq names its product 18 kDa seed maturation protein-like. NCBI's taxonomy places the organism in Eukaryota, Viridiplantae, Streptophyta, Magnoliopsida, Cucurbitales, Cucurbitaceae. The record is from RefSeq and is a predicted model, not a curated record. Gene Ontology annotation, biological process: embryo development ending in seed dormancy.
CGAAACCCUUAGAACAGUGAAAGCAGCGGAAAAUGCAGUCGGGAAAAAACGCAAUGGAAUCGAUGAAGGAAUCGGCUGCCAACGUGGCAGCCUCGGCAAGAUCUGGCAUGGAGAAGACCAAAGCCACUGUCCAAGAGAAGAUGGAGAAGAUGACGGCGGAGGGCCCUAUUGCUAAAGAAAUGGCAGAAGAGAAGAAACAGGAGAGGAUUCGGGAGGCGGAGCUUAACAAACAGAUGGCGCGUGAGCAAAACGCCGCUGCGAAACAGGCCGCGACGGCCGCGACGGCCGCUGGCACACAUCCGACCACCACCCACGGGACGGCGACAUACGGCACCACCGGUACCGAGCACACACGGCACCAGGGCGUCAUCGGGUCGCACCCGACCGGCACGCACGUCACGCAUCCGACCACCACCUACGGGGCAGCGACACACGGCACCACCGGUACCGAGCACGGACUGCACCAGGGCGUCAUCGGGUCGCACCCUCACGUGACGCACCCGGCCGGCACCCAUGGCACGGCGACGUAUUCCACCAGCGGAGCUCAUGGCCAUACCACGGGAGCCCAGCAGAUGUCCGCCGUGCCCGGUCACGGUACCGGGCAGCCCACGGGCCGAGUGACGGAAGGCGUGGUGGAGUCGCACCCUAUUGGAACUCAGACCGGCACCGGGACGACGGCCCGCAACCCGCGCGUGGGCGGCGGUGCAACCGGUUACGGCACCGGCGGCGGAUAUAGUUAAGAUGAGCAGUGUCCCUUUCUAUGCUUUUUAAGUGAUCAAAUGUUAUUGUCUUUGGUUUUUCUUUUGGUUUUUUUCAGCUUUUUGUAGAAUGUUUUCUGUGGGUUUGUUUCAUGGUCUGAUUUAUCUUCUUUUCAUUUUGUACCCUUUUAUAUGUACUGAUGUUCAGUGAUGAAUAAAAUUUGCAUGUAAUUAUGGUUCUACAGAACUUAUACAUUAA